This is a messenger RNA of Ambispora leptoticha, 951 nucleotides long. The record is from the annotation of a GenBank genome assembly. Lineage: Eukaryota; Fungi; Glomeromycota; Glomeromycetes; Archaeosporales; Ambisporaceae.
AUGUCUUCUUUGCUCAGUCUCGUUGCGAGGUUUUCUCGCCCUGCCGUACGUACUCUCCGACCAAGACUCUUUUCCCUAACUUCGCAACAAAGAAACAAAAAAGCUGAGCCUACGAAUGAACUCCCCCCUUCGGCAUCUAAGUUCAGAAAAAUAGAUAUGGGUGCACUCAGGGUGAGCUUCAAGUCAGCUUCAGGCGAGGACGAUGUAAUACCCAAUGUUAAAGAUAUGGGUGCACUCAGGGUGAGCUUCAAGUCAGCUUCAGGCGAGGACGAUGUAAUACCCAAUGUGAAAGUCACAAACUUCCCGGACCAAUAUGUUCUUCCUCACAUCAGUGGUGAAAUACUUGGAAAUCCAAAAUUCGACGUUUCUAAAUUUAAUUGCAUCUCGGAUCCUCAAGUUCAAACGUUCGUUACCAAAUUGCAUAACGUCGUAUUCAAUGGUUUUCAGGUGACAGGCACGGACGAGACUUUUACUGACACACUUGUGGAUGAUCUACUCCGUAUCGUUAAACUGAAUGACUUUCCCUUGAUGAUCAGUGUAUAUAUCGAGGAUAAGCCUCUCGUAUCAGCCGUCCCCGAAUUCGUAGUUAGGGAUCAAGACUGUGCUCUUAUCGGAGUAGAAGAUAAGCAUCUGAAAAAUGUCAGGCCAGUUACCGGAUUUGGGGAAUCACAAAUUGCUUUAGAAGUUCUCGCCUGCGGGAAUGAAAAUACCAUAUUCGCCGUUCGUGUCAUUUCCACGUAUGUCACCUUUUAUAGAGCUGAGAUUCCUGCAGUGUAUUGGUUAGAGCUUGAAGAAGGUCUACCGACAAAACAAUCAGUUGAGAUCCGAAGAUGGCCGCCUCAGAAUGGUUUGAAGACUGGUUUCGAUUUAGCUGAACCCGAUGGAAGACAGACAGUGCUGACAUCAUUAAUUAAACUCCGUCAAUUUCUCUUGGGAAACCAUGAAAAAUAA